Molecule: messenger RNA, 3284 nt
Organism: Gekko japonicus
Lineage: Eukaryota; Metazoa; Chordata; Lepidosauria; Squamata; Gekkonidae
Product: serine/threonine-protein kinase Kist-like
Exons: 6
Biological process (GO): regulation of protein export from nucleus; positive regulation of translational initiation; peptidyl-serine phosphorylation
Cellular component (GO): neuronal ribonucleoprotein granule; nucleus
Molecular function (GO): ATP binding; RNA binding; protein serine/threonine kinase activity
Source: RefSeq, a predicted model, not a curated record
GAUGUGAAAUAUAUUCAGACAGAUGGGUACCGGGCUCCUGAGGCUGAGCUGCAGAACUAUCUGUCUCAGGCUGGACUACAAGGUGGAACCCAGUGCACGUCUGCUGUGGAUCUCUGGAGCCUGGGAAUCGUGUUGCUAGAGAUGUUCUCCGGAAUGAAACUGAAACACAUUGUCCAGUCUUGGGAGUGGAAGGCAAAUAAUGCUGCCGUUAUUGAUCACAUUUUUGUCAGCAAAAGUGUGGAAAAUUCAGCCAUCCCAGCUUAUCAUCUCCGAGACCUCCUCAAAAGCAUGCUUCAUGAGGAGCAAGAGAAAAGAGCUACUGCUGCGGAGUCCUUGUGCAGCCCUUUCUUCAGCAUUCCUUUCGCUCCUCACAUUGAAGAUCUGGUGAUGCUUCCAACUCCUGUGUUAAGGUUGCUCAAUAUUUUGGAUGAUGCUGCUCUUCAAAAUGACAAAGAAUUUGAAGAUAUAGUGGAUGAUAUCAGAGAAGAAUGUAGUAAAUACGGGCAGAUAGUUUCCUUGUUUGCUCCAAAGGAAAAUCCAGGCAAAGGCCAAGUCUUCGUUGAGUAUGCAAACGCCGGCGAUUCCAAAGCAGCCCAACGAGCCCUGACCGGGAAGAGGUUUGACGGCAAGUUUGUUGUGGCUACCUUCUAUCCACUGAGUGCCUAUAAGAGGGGAUACGUUUACCAGACUGUGCUUUAGUCCACAGCGAGAGUCAGGAGAGAGGCACAUUCCCCCCCCCCCACACACACACACACCUGCCUGGCUUUGCCUGAAUGGUCGUCUCUUCCCACCCACCCACUCCUCCAAGAGAUGGAACAUGCGUGUCCGCUCUUUCAUUUUGUGAUUUGCGGAAGCAGCCCAGAUCGGUCUUGUUUUUGUUUCGAUGAAUGCCAGAUCCACCUGCCGCCUUUUCUUCAGUUAACUCUGCAGUAACUGGAAUCCUAACUGCGAAAUGGAAGCGUGAGUGGAAAAACAACCAAACAUUUAGGCCUCCCCGUGGUGGGGAUGGUUAAGACGCCUCAGACACAAGAAGCACCGGAAGGCAAUGUAGAGGGCUGCUGUUGUCUUAAAGAUGCCGUGAUGCCUCACUGGGGCUCCUUUUCUGUGAGCCCCUGGCAGAGAAAGAGUGGAAAUUUGCUUCUCUGGGUAUGGAGGAAGGAGGCUAGAAACCCAGGCUGAGCCUUCCGUGCUUGCCCUGAGCCUGCAGGACGCCCCUACUGAGCGUCAUCGUGACAGAAGCAGCAGGGACUCCUCUCGCCUUAGGAGAGUGUCUUGUUCCAAGCGCAGAACUCCGGUCCAGAAAGCAGGGCAUGUGGGGUGAAGACGCAGGUGCACUCUGCCAGGCAAAGGCUGAGGAUUAAAGGGUUGGAUCCAGGCGGAGGAUGUCCACAGAUGGGAAAGGGGCUGGUUUUUGCGGUUUCCCCCCCUUUCUGCGUCAGUUUUCCAGCCCUCGCCUCAUACUGUUCUGGAGGGUCCUCCGGGAGUAGCGCCCUGAGAGGCAUUUGGGGACCGCAGCAGAAGAGGGGGGGGCGAGGGAUUCGUGCUCUGCGUGUGGAGGAGAUCCCUUCUGCCCGUGGGGGUUUCUGGGGGAUCCCAGGUGUCACUUCCGGCCAUUUCUGGAAAUGGGCAGGGCCCCCCCCCCCCGGGAGCCGGUCCUUUUCCAGAGUCACGUUUGGCCUCACGGUAGAAAGCGGCGGCAUCUGCAGAACACUCCUCUGGACGGAGGCCUUGUUGCCGAGGUGAUCCUGGUCUGCAUGGGACCUUCCCAGUACUGCCUCUGUGAGCCAGGCAGACACAGGCGGCUUCGAGGGUUUCAUUCUGCUCUAGUCUGGGCCUGCACAGGUUGUCUGCGUUGUAGAUACUUUCCAGACUGUGGAGGUGCCCUUGCCACCCAGCAAACGGAAACGCCACUGAUGGUCUUCAUAGCUCUUGGAGGAAGGGAUGCUCUUGAGGUGACUGGACACAGGCGCAGGUGGAGGAAUUUAUGCCCAGUGCACACAAGCAGACGCUGUGGAGACAAACAUAUGACUUGUCUCGUGCCGAUAACACAACACAGAGGAACAAGAGCGGGGGGGCUUUGAAGGGGUGCUACAGGAGUGAGAAGAGGCCGAGCAGAAGCGCUCAGUGGCCGCUGCUGGGGACCGGCCCUGGCCUUGUGGGCAGCUGCGAGGGAGCCAGGGGGAGGCAGCAGGCCGCCUUGGGAGCAGCAGGCCGCUGUUGAGCAGGGCCAUCCAUCCAUUGAGCCAGGGCGGGACCAGCCUGCUCAGCAAAUGGGCCAUCGGGUGAUACAUUUGGUGAAAGCGCUGCCCUUUUGCCCUGGCCCUGGUAUUGGCCUGAGCUGUGUGGAUAUCAUCUUUAGGGGGGCUGCUGGCUGCAGAGGAUGGAUCUUUUAGUUCCAAGUCCUGGUCAGUCACCUCUUUGGCAUAUAAUUUCAAAAACAGCACAUUUUAGAGCUUAUCGGUAACCCCCUUGAAAGCCCUAAAAACUUUUGAAAUUAAGUUUGAGACUCAGGCCACUGAACUGCACACCAAAUCCCAAAUUCCACAUUUGCUCAGCAAAGCCAUGCAUGUCCACAGCGCACAUGGUCCUGCUGUGUUAGGCUCCUGUGGCCAGAGAUGGCAACCCUCUUGCGAAAGCCAGUGGCUGCUAACCAUCCCUCUCGAAAUCUCCCCGCAUCAUACUCUGCAAUGCACUCCUGGCAUGUCGGUUUGGCUCUUCCCCGUAUCUUCGGCUGUCUUCCGACAGUCCUACAGCCAGUCUUCUGCUGAAUCGUCUGACCUUGCUCUCUUGCUUAUUGCGAUAACACACCAUAGAGCAGAUCCUUACCUAGUUGGGGGGGGGAUGGACCAGAUUUUUGGAGCACAUUUUCAAGCCGAAGUUUAAAAAAAAAAAACCUGUAUCAAAACUUGAAGCUUUUCAUAGCGUAUGCAAGGACAGAGGUUCUGUCUGAAGACCAAGCGUAUAGCUUUGCACUUUCAACUUUGUUGAGCCAUGGAUCUGAUCGAGAGCCUCAACUGUCCUGGUGGCGAAUCUCCAUCCGUCUGCCCCGAUAGCGUAAGAUUAGCACUGCCCACCUUUACUGUAUUUUGAGUGUUUACAUGUUUUCUUUGAAAUGUAAUUAAAUUGUCUUCUGUCAGGAUUUAUUUAAGGGGACCUGCUGCGCUCUGUGCACUCCAGCUCCACUGGAGAAAAGGGGACUGAUAAAGGAAAUUUUUUUAAAACAAUGCACAUCAGUCCUGACAUCUGAAAUAUUUUAUUGCCUGUUCCAACUAAUUAUGUUCAAG